GCUCGUGAUUCCACUCGGCUCAACUCUCAGACAGCGCGAUGAGCUCCACGCGUUUAUAGUGGACGAGCUCAAGCCCAUUUUCAAUCGAGAGGCUUACGAUGCAGCCCGCAAUAACUGCAAUCACUUCACAGACCGUGUGAGCAUGUACCUGGCCUGGCGCUGA
Messenger RNA from Symbiodinium sp. CCMP2456, 163 nucleotides. The record is from the annotation of a GenBank genome assembly. NCBI's taxonomy places the organism in Eukaryota, Dinophyceae, Suessiales, Symbiodiniaceae.